AUGCCUUAUAACAUUUAUGAUUUAUAACUAAGAUAAUAAGACCGACUGUUAGCCAAGUUCUAAGAACUGUUUAGCAAGCCAUCUCAUUACACUUAAUUAAAUAAAAGUGAAGCUAUUCUUAUAGCUACUUUAUUUCUUUUAGAAGGAUUAUCUUAAACUACAUUAAUGCUACAUACUUCACUAAUACUGAUUUAUUUGCUAAAGAUCAUUUACUCAUCAAAUCCUGAAUAAUUGUAAAUCUUCACUAUAAAAUGGUUUAUAUUAAGUAAAAUCAUUACAUGUAGAUUUUUUUGGGGUUUUGUGUCAGAAAAUAAUAUUGAAUAAUUGAAUAUGGAUUUUGUAUUACUAUCUUUUUAGAUGAUGGCUAUAGUAAUUAAAAUGAAGUUAUCCAACUUUAAAAUUGCAAUAAUUACAUUUAUUCUAACAUUUUAUGUUGGAUUACAAUAUUUUGACUCAUAAAAGUUCGAUAAUAUUAUAAUUGUGUGUUGGAUUGCAGGAUUAGCAAAUAUUUGGAUGCUUUUUCAAAAAUAGUAGCAACUUUAAGAUGUUUAUGAUAAAAAGAUAAGGGAGUUUGAUGGAGAGGCAAUUAGAUUAAAGAAAGAAACAGAGAUGUCAUAUAAAACCAUAAUAAUUGAAGAUUAAUAAUAAUCUCGUUAAGAAGAAUUAUUAAAAAAAUUACGUUUAUUGAAAUAUUAAAAACUAUUAGAAAAAACUGAGAAUUUUUACUUUGAAGAGAAGUUAUUACAAAAACAAUUGAGUUCUCCUUCUAAAGUUUUAACAGUAAGAAACUUGCCAGAUGAUGAUGAUAAAAGUUCUAUUUAAGAGAUUGAAGAUUCUCCUAGUAAGAAAUCUCCAAGUAGAAGAGCUAUAAGAAUGAAUUCUAUUAAUGAAUCUUUAUCUUUUGCUCAUACUGUAGGACAUAGUAUAGUUAGAGAUGAAAUUAAAGAAGAUGAUAACUUUUUCACUUUAGAAGACUUAAAUGAUUUACUUAAAAUUGUAAGUGGAAGAAAAGAACAUUUGUGGUUACCUACAUUUUUAAGAAGUAAUAAAAAUAUUGAUUCCAGAGGAUCUGAUUCUUUUUCUCCUGAAGCCAAAAAGUAAUUUAAUUUUAUAUAUUAGUUUUAUCCUUAAUCAUUUUACUGAGUGUGAAUUUAAUUUUUUGUAAUAAUCAGAAGAAACCUAAAUUUAAGAUCAUAAUUAUUUCAUAGAUUCUAAUCAUAAUUAAAUGACAGAAUGCUUAAAUAAUUUUAAUUUUGAUUUUUUUGAAGCAAAUGACCAAAAUAAAUUUAUUAAUUUUAGUUCAUUUAUAUUUCAAAAAUAUAAGUAAAGAAUUUUAAUCUAUAUAAGCAUAAAUUAGGUAUUGAAAAUAAAAGAAAAGUCAGUAUAAAUUGAGUUUUGCCAUAGAAUAGAAUCAUUUUAUAUGUAAAAUCCUUAUCACAAUUCUAUUCAUGCAAUGGAUGUGGCAAAUUCUGCAUCUUUUUUUCUAGAGAAUGGACUUGAAGUGACACCAUUCGAAUAAUGUUGUUUAAUUAUUUCAUCAUUAUCACAUGAUGUAGGACAUCCAGGAUUAAAUAAUGGUUUUUUAGUGGCUUCGCAAUCUAAAUAGGCAUUAAUAUGUAUAUAUUAGAAAUUUAAAUAGAUAAUGAUUAAAGUGUAUUAGAAAGUUAUCAUGCUUCUUUGAUGUUUCAUGUAUUGAAAGAUGAUAAAGCUAAUAUAUUAAAAAACAUAAAUGAUGUUGAUUAUAAAGGAUUUAGAAAAUAUUGUUUAAAUUUAAUCUUGGAUACUGACCUUCAAAAGCAUUUUCCAUUAUUAAAUAAAUUUAAAAAUUUUCUAGCUUUAGGUUCAGACAGUUAAAAAGAUGAGCAAAAUAAAUUACUUAUUCUAUCGAUAGCAAUAAAAUGUGCAGGUAAUAGAGGAGUAUAUAUAAUAAAUUAGAUAUUGGACAUGGAGCAAAAUAAUUAAAUUUGCAUAAGAUAUGGAGUCGAAGAAUAAUAGAGGAGUUCUUUUUAUAAGGAGAUUUAGAAGCAUAAGUGGGAAUUUAAGUGACACCUAUGUGCGACAGAAGUCAAAGUGUUACUAAAUCUCAAGAAGGUUUCUUAAAAGCUAUAGUGUGGCCUUUAUUUGAUGCUUUUGGGGAAUUUUUAAAAUAGUAACAAAACCAUUUAUUUUAAUAGAGAGAAUUUUAAAAAGACUUGUUUAGAUUAAAUAACAGUGAAUAUUUAAUAUUGGUAGUAAUAAUAAUAAGAGGAGGAAUAAAAUGAAUAAGGAUAUAAAUGUUCAUUCUUUAAAGAUACUAAUAUAAUUAGCAUUCCUGUAUAAAAUAAAAAUAUGAUGUUCAAUUUAAAUUGGUGA
This is a messenger RNA of Paramecium sonneborni, 2352 nucleotides long. Lineage: Eukaryota; Ciliophora; Oligohymenophorea; Peniculida; Parameciidae. The record is from the annotation of a GenBank genome assembly.